This is a messenger RNA of Amphibalanus amphitrite, 3840 nucleotides long. RefSeq lists its product as uncharacterized. Bases 2388 to 3422 code for a protein of 344 amino acids. The record is from RefSeq and is a predicted model, not a curated record. Gene Ontology annotation, molecular function: nucleic acid binding; zinc ion binding. The transcript is spliced from 3 exons. Lineage: Eukaryota; Metazoa; Arthropoda; Thecostraca; Balanomorpha; Balanidae.
UGCCGUUUCGUGCUUCAUGUCCCGCGGAGGAGCAAUAAGAUAUCGCCUCGAGACUUGCCUAAGAAAUUUGAAUUUAUUUUCACGAGUUGUUCGAUUGAAAACCUAAUUUUUGUACUUGAUAUUUAUACUUAGUUCACAUGGUUAUUUAAAUAUUAAUUUGUUUCUGAAUCAAGAACCUCGCAGACUUAUAAAACGGCAUCAUUAAAGAACUCAAAUCCUAAUCAUCUGUUUGCCUUUAAUAAGAAUUCAAAUUUGAGCUAUUAGUCCGUUAACAAAAUAGUUGCGUGGUAAUGACUCAUGAUAUGGAUUAAGCCAUUAACAGUUUUAUAAGUCUUGGUUAAUUUCGUUAUUUGUCCAUAAUAUUUUAAUAUUUUAUCCUUUUUGUGAAAUUGCAAGAAACAUGGAGAAUUUUACGGUGUACCAGUUGAAGUCAGAGCUUAAACGUCGCGGGAAGUCACCUGUAGGCAACAAGGCCGACCUCAUCGCGUCUUUACGAUCUGUCAUAGAGGAAGAGGGCAUCGACUUCGAGAGCUGGGCUAUAUUCGGAAACGGUGACGAUUCCGCAGAAGCUGCUCCUAGCGAAAGUGCGUCCCAAAUUAGUGCUGGAGGGUCGAUCAAAUCAGCUGUCUCGGUUGCUGAAGUGGCUAGGCUAAGACGAAUGGAAGAAUGCGCCACUAGAGCUGGCCUGGAGGCGAAGGCGAAGGUGUUACUCGAAAGGCAAGAACUUGAAGUAAAAAUGGCUGAACUGGAAAGAAAAAGAGAAAUUUUGGAAAUCACCGAAGCCAUUGCAAUCUCAGAGGCAAGGGCAAUCGAACUUGGCAAGCACGAAAACGACACAAAAACGAAUCAUGACAUACACGAACCGAAGCCGAUCUGCACGACCCAAACGAUAAACAAAACUGGAUCCGAAGCAAGGCUAAGACGCAGCGAUCGAAGUGAAACGUUAGGUGUACCCGAUUCCAACGACUCUCCAACCGACAGCAGGGACAUCGCGAAGGCAUUACGACAAGAAAGGGAGCUGACUGCUGGAUUGAUGCGCCUACCGCCAGUAGAGUUGACAAAGUUUGGAGGUGACGUAACUGAAUUUCCGCAUUUCAUUAGGACAUUUGAAUUAAAAAUAGCUUCAAAAUUAUCAACUGACGAAGAAAAAUUAUUUUAUUUAGAACAAAACAUGAUACCAAGAACCAAGCCACAUGACAUUGUAACAGCCUGUUUGUAUCUCGAUAAUGGAUAUCAGGAAGCAGUUGACCUACUUUCAAGGCGGUAUGGCACAGAGAGCGCCUUGGCUGCCGCAUUUGUCGAUAGAUUCGAACAUCUUAGACCGUUGAAAUCAGAAGACGUCGAAGGACUGGACAAAUUCGCACUUGAGCUACUGAAAUGUAAAAAUGCUUUUUGCGUAGGAAGUAUGGCUAUGAGUGAUCCUAGAACUAUGAGAAGCAUAAGUUCAAAAUUGCCACAACAUUCACAGCAUAGAUGGCGACAACGAGCCGAUGCGAUCGACGAAGGUGAAGGCAGAGCUGUUAAUUUUGAGAAUCUUGUAAAAUUUGUUGCAAAGGAGGCAAGAGUCGCUACGAACCCAGUCUUUGGAAAUUACAUGAUGAGAUCAGAUACAAAACAAUCUUAUUCUUUUUCUAGUUCUCCAAAAGGCCAGUCACAUACUAUUGUGGCUAGAACUCAACUGAAUACCAGCGACCUUUGCUUUCAUUGUCAAGAUGGAAAACAUGAAAUUACAGGUUGUAGUACAUUUGCAAGCUUGCCACAUGAAGAAAAGGUGUCAAUUAUUCGAAAUUCUGCUUUAUGUUUCGCGUGUCUCAAAAUGGGCCAUCGUAGUGCCGACUGCAAGCGCCGCGCCCAUUGCUCGAUUUGCGAACGACGACACCCCACUUCUAUGCACGUCUUCGAGUUACGUGAUAAUAGGGAGCAUGUGAAUGACGACCAAAGGGUAACUUCUUGCAGGAUAAGUGAAACAUAUGUUCCUCUGAAAACGGCUCUCCCCAUCGUACCUGUGGUACUACACUGCGGUGUUAAGAAGGAAAUCACGUUUGCGUUCCUCGACAGCGGUUCUACGCAUUCAUUCAUUUCGGAAGAGCUGAUAGAGAGGUUAAAAUUACGGCGAUUGCCACAUAAAAAAAUUGUUAUUGACUACUGUGAACAAGAAGGAAGAAAGUACAGCAAAAAUAGUAAAGGACACUUGGUUGUCUGACUUCGACAGCGGAAACACCCUGAAACUACCUCAUUUGUUUUCUCUUCGAAACAUUCCAGUGGAUAGCUCAGAGUUCCCUUCUCAGGCUGAAAUCAGCAAGUGGGAGCAUUUAAGAGAUAUUCAACUGCCUGAUUGUAAAAACGUAAAAGUCGGGCUUUUGCUAGGAUCCAAUGCAUUCUUAGCCAUGGAACCGUUACAAGUAAUACCCAGCAUUGGCGAGAAUAGUCCAUUCGCUGUUAGAACACGAUACGGGUGGAUCGUAAGUGGCCUCAGAGGCAUUUCUGCAUCCAUUCCCGUCGCAAAUUGCAAGAUUCGCGUAAACCAAAAAUCAGAAAUACAGGGCAUUCAGCAGCCGCAGAUAGUACAGCUUUACAAUAAGAAACACGAAGCAGGCGUACAUUCGUGUAAGACGGAAGACUCUGUUUGGAAGAGAGUCAAGAGAAAAGCAAAGCUGGCGUCAAACUACAACUGUAUAUGGAAAACAUGUUUUUUGCUCAGCCUGUUCCUUACGUUAGUGAUGCACAAAACAACAAUAUUGCCAGACAAAAUGGCUGACGUUCCGUCGGACCGAAUACAAGCUCAAGCUACAAGAGGAACAAAUUUCAUAGGAGCAAGCGGGGAGUUGCGUUUGGAAAUACCGAAACAAUCCGACAGUGGACCGUUCUUGCAAAGCACAAUGUUGAAUCGAGGCAUUGAUUGGAAGAUUCGAAGAGUGCUAAAAUCUGUUUUGACAUUACAGCCUCUAAGAGACGAGACACUAAGAACCCUGUUUUGUGAAAUUGAGAGCAUACUAUAUAGCAGACUGCUGACACCCAUAUCCAGCGACGUAAGGGACGAACCUCCCACCUCUCCAAAUUACUGGUUACUCCAUGGCGGUCGUGGCGUGACUCUACCCUUUACAGUCUUUUUGCAAGCUGAGCGCGUCAAUAAGAAAAGAUGGAAGCAGGCUUUUUAUCUUGCAAAUGCAUUUUGGAAGCGAUGGGGAUCAGAAUACUUGCCGACGCUUCAAGAGAGACAAAAAAUAUCAACUCUAAGAACAAAUCUGCAACAAGAAAACACAGUUCUUCUAGUCGAUGACGUGGUUCCCAGGGGCCAGUGGCCACUUGGUCUGGUGGAAGCUGUCCGAGCGAAUGCAGAUGGGCUGGUUCGGUCCGCGACCAUCAGAACAAGAGGAUUAAUAGUUGAGCGACCAGUAACAAAACUGGUAAAGUUAAAUUGAACUUUCAUCGAACUGAACUCGAAAAGCCGAAUUGAAACCUAGAUGCAACUAUGCAGACAAUUGAAGAGCCCCUAGUGGUUUCAAGGGGUGGGUGUUAGUGCCGUUUCGUGCUUCAUGUCCCGCGGAGGAGCAAUAAGAUAUCGCCUCGAGACUUGCCUAAGAAAUUUGAAUUUAUUUUCACGAGUUGUUCGAUUGAAAACCUAAUUUUUGUACUUGAUAUUUAUACUUAGUUCACAUGGUUAUUUAAAUAUUAAUUUGUUUCUGAAUCAAGAACCUCGCAGACUUAUGUAAGUAACUUAAACUACGUGUACUUUCGAUCCUUGCUAACUAUGAAUUUAAAUGUGCUUAUGUCAAGAGAAUUUGUUGACCUAAAUGCUGAAUGGAGUUGUCUGUUGUGUCAAUUUUAUGUUGUCCUGUG